This is a messenger RNA of Myotis daubentonii (Daubenton's bat), 1822 nucleotides long. RefSeq names its product endothelial cell adhesion molecule (gene ESAM). Gene Ontology annotation, molecular function: cell-cell adhesion mediator activity. The record is from RefSeq and is a predicted model, not a curated record. Gene Ontology annotation, biological process: homophilic cell-cell adhesion. Gene Ontology annotation, cellular component: plasma membrane; adherens junction. Lineage: Eukaryota; Metazoa; Chordata; Mammalia; Chiroptera; Vespertilionidae.
CACCCCGGCCGCGCGCGCACACUCUGGCUAGCGCUGCCCUCGGUGUCAGUGUCCCGGCUCCCCAUCCGCUCCGGCUGUCCCGUGGCCUCGGCACCUGGCGGUCACUGCGGCUGUCCCGUGGCCUCUGCACCUGGCGGUCACUGCGUCCCAGAGCCAGCGCCCCUGACCCUCGGGGCCAGGGAAGGCCAUGGUGUCCCUGUUGCAGGUUUUGUUCCUGGGGCUGAGUACCUUCGCACCCGCCUCCUGCGCCCAGUUCCAGCUGCACGUGCCCUCGGGCCGCGACAGGGUCCUCGCGGUGGAGGGAGACGAGGUGGUGCUGCCGGCCUGGUACACCUUCCAGGGGGAGGCGGCCUCGGCCCAGCCCUGGGAGACGCUCACCCUGAUGUGGUUCCUGGAGCAGGAAGGGCAGGACCUGAAGCAGGUGUUGGCGCACAUCAAUGGGGCUACAACAAGCCAAGAUGGAGUGUCCCUGGUCUACCCCAGGCCCUCCCGGAAUGUGUCCCUGCGGCUGCAGGGCCUCCGGGAGAAAGAUUCCGGGUCCUACCGCUGCUCUGUGAACGUGCAAGACAAGCAAGGCACAAGCAGGGGCCACGACAGCAAAACUUUAAAACUUGACGUGUGGGUUCCUCCAGCUCCUCCAUCCUGCCAUCUUCUGGGUGCGCCCCGUGUGGGGACCAAUGUGACCUUGAGCUGCAAGUCCCCAAGGAGUAAGCCCGCUGCCCUGUACCAGUGGGAGCGGCUACAACCAUCUGUUGAGGUUUUCUUUGCACCAGUUUUAGAUGCCAUAUCUGGCCUUUUAAGCCUCCGAAACCUUUCCAGUUCUAUGUCUGGAGUCUAUAUCUGCAAGGCCUCCAACAGGGUGGGCAGCACCAGCUGCAACGUGACCCUGGAAGUGAGCACAGGGCCUGGGGCUGCAGUGGUUGCUGGAGCUGUUGUGGGCACCCUGGUUGGAUUGGGGCUGCUAGCUGGACUGGUCCUCUUGUACCAACGCCAGGGCAAGGUCCCAGAGGAGGUGGCCAAUGAUAUCAAGGAAGAUGCCACGGCUCCUCGGACCCUGCCCUGGCCGAAGGGCUCAGACACAAUCUCCAAGAAUGGGACCCUUUCCUCUGUCACCUCGUCACCAGCCCUCAGACCGCCCCACGGCUCUUCCAGGCUGGGUGCAUCGACCCCCACACGCAGUCUGGGUUGGGUCUCACCCUCUGCUCUGAGUCGCAAGGGUGCUGUCCCCGUGAUGGUGCCCGCCCAGAAUCAGGCUGGGUCUCUGGUGUGAGGGCCCAGUGAUUUGUGGGCAGAGCCAUCUGGUCUCUCCUUCCUACAGUAAUUACAAUGGGGGUUACCCCAGCAUAAAGGCCUGAGUCUGGGGGGUUUGGCCCUCUCUAGAUCUCCAGUCCUUUGCACCCAUCCUCCUUUACUAUGGGAAAACUGGGUCUUAGUUAAGACUCAAACUUCCAGGAGGUAGAAGAAGAAGAGGAAAUGGACCUGGGGCUGGGAAGAGCCUGAACCCCCUCCUGGGACCACCCUAAUACAGCAGAGGAAUGCUGCUGAGAUUGGCUACCUCCUACCCCCCAGCCCUGGUGGAGACUUCCAGUCAAUGAGUCCUUCCGGCCCUCUUGACCUCUAUCCCACCCCCAUCUAACACUACCCUUCACUCCCACUCCAGCUCCCUGCAUUAAUAUACCCUGUCCUGCUGGCUUGGUUGGGUUUUGUUGGGGCAGGGGACAGGGAAGAUAUUUGUUAAACUAACUUGAAAUGCGUGUUUUAAGAUGUGUGUUUUUAUUUUUAUUUUACAAACUGCAAUAAAGAUAUAUUGUGUUUGUAUGGA